This is a messenger RNA of Capsicum annuum, 1517 nucleotides long. RefSeq names its product type IV inositol polyphosphate 5-phosphatase 11. Bases 194 to 1213 code for a protein of 339 amino acids. The transcript is spliced from 8 exons. Gene Ontology annotation, molecular function: phosphatidylinositol-3,4,5-trisphosphate 5-phosphatase activity; phosphatidylinositol-3,5-bisphosphate 5-phosphatase activity. NCBI's taxonomy places the organism in Eukaryota, Viridiplantae, Streptophyta, Magnoliopsida, Solanales, Solanaceae. Gene Ontology annotation, biological process: response to abscisic acid; response to jasmonic acid; phosphatidylinositol dephosphorylation. The record is from RefSeq and is a predicted model, not a curated record. Gene Ontology annotation, cellular component: plasma membrane.
CAUUAUAUUUUCUCACCGCCCAUUUAUACGUGUCUAUAUAUACUGAGUAGAAAAAAACUUUGAAUGCCUAUUUUCAAUCAAUUAAAAUUCUUAGUACUACAAUUUUUUUUUUAAAAUUGUGUUUCCCAUUCAGCAACAGUAGUACUACUCAAGAUUCAAGAAAACAACAAGCAUUUCUUUAAUUUCUUUUUCAAUGGAGGGGCUUUGUGUGAAGCUUUUUGAAGCAUCAAGAAAGUACAAAAUGAAGAGAGGUAAAGAAGAAGGAAUAAGAAUAAGGGUAGAUAGUUUUGAGGCUAGUCAUGAAGGGAUUAAAACUGUUGAUGUCCAAAAACAUUGUGAGUUCUCUGGAAGUUCUGAUCUUUGCAUCUAUUUUGUCACUUGGAAUAUGAAUGGACAGGUUCCUUGUGAGGAUAUAGCAAAAUUAGUUGGUGAAGAAAGGAAAUAUGAUUUAUUGGUGAUGGGUUUGCAAGAAGCACCUCGAAACAACAUUUGCAAGUUGUUGAAGAACACACUGGCUGAUACUCAUAUGCUAUUAGGAAAAUCAGUAAUGCAAUCUGUACAACUCUAUGUGUUUGGCCCCAACAAUUCAGAGCAAUUUACAAGAGAAAUAAAGGUGGAUAAGCAUGAAGUUGGAGGAUUAGGAUGGUUAAUCAGAAGAAAAAAAGGAGCAGUGGCUAUUAAAAUUAGCUACAAAGCCAUACAAAUGGUUUUUAUUUCUUGCCACCUUUCUGCUCACGCUCGUAAUGUAGAAGAGAGGAAUUUUCAGUUUAAACAUAUAACAAAUUCACUCUUCUCAAAAAAUAAAAAUCCAUAUGCUAAACCAGCACGACUUACUGUAUGGUUAGGAGAUCUAAACUAUAGACUCCAAGGCAUUAAUUCCUAUCCUGCUAGAGAUCUCAUACAUGGAAAUCUCCACCAAAUGUUGACUAGUAAAGAUCAACUUUUACAAGAAGCAGAAAGAGGAGAGAUUUUUAAUGGUUAUUGUGAAGGUGCAUUAGAUUUCAAACCAACUUACAAAUAUGAUAUUGGAAGCAGCACUUAUGAUACCAGUCAUAAGGUUAGAGUACCAUCAUGGACAGACAGAAUAUUAUUCAAGAUUGACAGCAACACUCUUAAUGCAAGUUUACAUUCUUAUGAAGCCAUUGAAAGCAUACGAAGCUCUGAUCAUAAGCCUGUCAAAGCUCAUCUUUGCUUAAAAUUAAACAAAGAUUAAUCAUCCUCAUAAAUAAACAAUCAAGGCAAUAAUUUUGUUCAAAAGUUAUCAUACUGAUUAAUGUUUUAUUAAUCAAGUAUAAUAAUUAAUUAACCAAGUGUCAAUAUUCUUUUAUUGUUGUUUCUUUAUGGGUUUAGCUUACUUUUUCUUUCUCAAAUUUACGUGAUCAAAUGUAAGUUGCCCCAAGUUACUAUUAGAAUCAUUAUGAUUUAUCAAUGUACUUCUAAUCUUUGUUACUGCAAUAUUGUGUAGUGUAAAAAAUUUCUUACACUAUUACUGAAUUUUUAUGUGUGAUUCCAUGUUA